ACGUCACGGGCGACGUCCUCGCUCAGAUGCGUGCGUUUUCGUCUUUCGACGUCAAGUGCUUCCGGGCCGUGGGGGUUGCCCGCACGUCGUCUAUUGCAGACAACUUCGACGUAAUGUGUGAGGCGGUGAUGCGGCUGUUGAAGUUUGGUCUAGAUUCGUCCACGACCGCGGGUGUGCAAUCGUUGCGGCGGUUGGAACCCAUAGCCACAGCCAUGGCGGACGCGCGCUCCAGGUUUCGGACUACUCUCGUGCGGAAUAGUGAUGUGUUUCCGGACGAGUACCAGCGGGCGGCACUGCCAAGGUUACCGAACGAGGACUUCAAAUUGUGGACAACGGCGAUCAUCACCUGGAUGUACCCCUUCACGAAGAUGCAUUAUAUGCCGGAUGCGUUCGACGGCCACACCUUGCCGCCGGUGCCCGAGUUCCCCAACAUCAACAACUUCUGUGAACGGGGGGUGAAUCUAUUCCGGCUGGUCCUGAGUGACGGAGGAUCCCUCCCCGGAACAGGAGAGUCGCGGGGCGGGAGCGGCAAGCGUAAGGCGGGCCAACUGGAUCGGGGUGAUUCAUCGUCACGGAAGCGCGUCUCAAGGGAGUGCUUCCAGUUCCGCCACUCUGACACGUGCUCUUUCGGCGGCAAAUGCAGGUUUGAGCACGUCAAGCGCCGAGAUUUGUCAAGUACAGGAAGUGGUGGUGGUGGGGGCGGGAGUCGCGGUGGCGGGGGGCGCUCGUCGGCUGGUGGUCAGGGGGGUGGCGUCGCCCGGGGAGGAGGACAGGCUGACGGUGGCGGCGGUGGUGGGUCGUCGUCGGCCUUGGUGGUGCGGGGUGGCAGCAAAUAGGGGUGUGGGCUCCGCCGGGUGGCAGGGCCAACUCCUGUGUCGGUUCCAGCUGAGAGGCCGCAACAGCAGCCAGGUCAUAGGGAGAUGGCGUCCCGCGCCUUGGCUGGCGUGAGGAUCCGAGGCGAGCGCUGUGAGGGCCUGCCCGCAGUGGCUUCCGACUUGGAAUCAGGUACGAGGCAAAGUUUUGAACAGGUUUUGCCGUGUUAGGUUGAAGAGUGGCGAGUGGCUGUGUCUGCGUUGGCUGAGUGUGAAGCUGCAGAACGGUACGCCCAUCUUAACCAUGUGGCGCAUGUGGCUUCAAACUUGCUUCGACGGUGUGGGGCACGCGUGGAAAGGUUCGUCGCCGCUUUUGACCGGAAGUUCUUUCUGCCCCAUGUCGAUGUGAUGCGCGUCAAGUCGUAUUUUGGAGAAGUGAAAAAGUUUCCCCGAGUUGGUCAACUUCUGAGAUCGUUGUCUCCGGGUGCGCCGGUUGACGUGGGCUCAGGUGGGAGCCUGGACGCUGAAGUGGCUUACGGCAACCAUCCUAGCGCGUUACUGCACAGAGAUCGGAUCACAGACAAAGUUGUAUCGGACGUGACAUUGGGGCGUGCGUUGAUUUUCGAUAUUCGGUUCAUCCGAGAAAUCUUAGGUGUUAGAGUGUCGCCGUUGGGAGUCAUCGACGAACCGAAGUUCAGAAUUAUUCACGAUCUCACUUUCACCUCCGGCGUGCCCAUCCGUACGAGCGUAAAUCACGAUACGGACUUUGAUCAAGCACCUGAAUGCCUCUUGGGUCAAGUAUUGAGUGACAUUCUUNUCUUUCUGCCCCAUGUCGAUGUGAUGCGCGUCAAGUCGUAUUUUGGAGAAGUGAAAAAGUUUCCCCGAGUUGGUCAACUUCUGAGAUCGUUGUCUCCGGGUGCGCCGGUUGACGUGGGCUCAGGUGGGAGCCUGGACGCUGAAGUGGCUUACGGCAACCAUCCUAGCGCGUUACUGCACAGAGAUCGGAUCACAGACAAAGUUGUAUCGGACGUGACAUUGGGGCGUGCGUUGAUUUUCGAUAUUCGGUUCAUCCGAGAAAUCUUAGGUGUUAGAGUGUCGCCGUUGGGAGUCAUCGACGAACCGAAGUUCAGAAUUAUUCACGAUCUCACUUUCACCUCCGGCGUGCCCAUCCGUACGAGCGUAAAUCACGAUACGGACUUUGAUCAAGCACCUGAAUGCCUCUUGGGUCAAGUAUUGAGUGACAUUCUUAAGCGGGUGCUGUAUUUGCGACAAGUACACGGGGUGUCGUUGGAAAUUCUGAUCUGCCGCAUUGAUGUGAAAGAAGUCUUCCGGCAAAUCCCCGUGGAUCCGUCUCGGGCAUCGUUUUUUGGGUAUACGAUCGGAGAUCACGCGGUUGUUGACCUACGGUGUCAAUUUGGAUGGCGGUCGAGUCCAGGGUUUUGGUCCUUGUUCUCGUCCGCUUUGGGACACUCACACACACACUACAUUUCAAGACGCGUCCGUUUCUCCCGCCGGGGCUGCGGCUGUGCAGCAUGUUCAAGUAGUGUCCCCACCAGACGAAAGUACAGCGGUGCCAUUACCUGUUGAUUGCCAGACUAUUGUGGGCGACGGGGCGUUUGCUGGUUCUCCGUUUUUCGUGCGAUACUACGUUGAUGAUGGCGUGUUGAUUGAAGGGAGAUUUUUCGCUGAUGGUCGCCGAUGUUCGCGCGCGGUGCGUUCUCUCGCUAGGGAUCACUUUCGUCUGCUGGGAGAGAGAGGCCCAACAGACCCGCCGUUGUUGUCGCAAGGAAAGAUAACCGAUUUUUCUCCCCGUCUGGAUGUGUUGGGUUGGACAUUGGACUCUCAGCAACUCACGACCACUAUGACCGACACGAAACAGCAGAAACUCAAACGAAUUUUGGCUGCGUGCCCGCGACGCGGAGAGUUGCUACAGCUCGUCAAGUAGCCGAGUUGACAGGGUUUCUCAUGCACGUUUCGUUCGUGUUGCGGCCAGAAAAGUUGUUUGUGGGGCGCCUUUUAUCUGCGGUAGGGAUGCCUGCUUCGUCUACUUUCGUGUCCCAAGUGCCGAGUCCGAACAGACGUGUAGUGCUGGGUCCAUUAUUCCACGAUGAGGUCGACUUUUGGCGGUGGUUCCACGGGCGUGGUCUCUCGUUGCGCGGCGGAAGUUUGUGUGCAACGAUGUACAACAUUUUGGAACGCCCGCCUGCACUUUCCGUGUUCACCGAUGCGUCUAAGCAAGAAAUUGGAGGGUAUUGUUUGCAA
Molecule: messenger RNA, 3074 nt
Organism: Ectocarpus sp. CCAP 1310/34
Lineage: Eukaryota; Phaeophyceae; Ectocarpales; Ectocarpaceae
Source: the annotation of a GenBank genome assembly